ACCUCCACCUCCAUCUACUCUGAGGAAGUCACGCCACAAUCCCCAAGGCGACACUGAUCAAUCGAUUCAGCGCCUAGACUAGGGCCAUGGCGGCCGCGGGGUGGUUUCUAGCCGCCGGAGCCAUCGUCACGGCCACCCUGCUGUCAGGCUGCGCCCUGGCGGCGCCCGCGGCUGGCACGCCCACGCCGCCGUCGUCCUCCUCGCUGGACUGUGACACGGUGACGUCGCUGCUGACGGGCUGCGCGACUUUCGUCACGCGCGGCCAGAGCGUGGCGCCCCUGCCGGCCCCGGGCACGCCGUGCUGCGAGGGGGUGGACGGCCUGUACGCCGUAGCGGCGGACUCGCCGGACAACUGGCGCUCCGUGUGCCGCUGCAUGGCUGGGCUCGUCCGGCGGUACUGGUCCAACGCGUCCGCCAUCGCGCUGCUGCCGGGGCUCUGCGGCGUCUCGCCGGUGGCCACCGCUCACGCGGUCACCUACUGCAACAGCAUCCCUUGACAGUUGACGUGCGCUCAGCCUCGGCAAGGCAACCGACAGUUUCAAGGGCAUGCAACUUGCUUCAGUUUGGAGUUCUCAAUUUUGUUCUUCAUCAAUCCUGUUAGUUUCAUGGAACUGUGGAAAGCUGGAUCACGUAGCUCAGUCAGUUUCUGAAAUUUAGAAAUAAUACUUCUGAAAUGUACUGCUCCGUCCGUACAUUUAGUGUAAAAAACGCUCUUAUAUUAUGGGACGGAGGGAGUAGAUUUCUUGGUUGACGAUA
This is a messenger RNA of Triticum aestivum (bread wheat), 756 nucleotides long. Its product is annotated as non-specific lipid-transfer protein 4. Bases 87 to 497 code for a protein of 136 amino acids. Gene Ontology annotation, molecular function: lipid binding. Gene Ontology annotation, biological process: lipid transport. The record is from RefSeq and is a predicted model, not a curated record. The transcript is spliced from 2 exons. Lineage: Eukaryota; Viridiplantae; Streptophyta; Magnoliopsida; Poales; Poaceae.